UGUGUCUCUCUUGCAGAACUGCGACAGCGACAGCAACACGCCACAACAACCGUUCAUUGCAAGUCUGGUACGUACUGCUGCCGCAUCCUCAGCUUCACCAUUCGUUAUGUCCAUCGGCCGUCCACUGGUCGAAGAGCUGCUUCCAAGGGUCCAUUGACUUCGGAGAUAAGCUAACAGCCGUAACCAGCACCUUUGUUGAGUGAAGCGACAGCGACAAGGAAGAGCAGCAGCAGCAAUGCCUUCACUCUUCCCCACUGCCAGCGCCUUGAGCGCAACCUUCGGUACCGCCACGCCGUACCAACUCAAGCAGUCCGCGCCAGCCCAGCGCUUGCCAUAUGCCGCGCGCCAGAACCUGUAUCAGAGUUGGAAUGUCGCCGAGGAUGCGCAGAAGAAGGCCACGCAGCUCAGUGAUGCCGCUGCCAAGGAGUUGAGCAAGGCAAGCAACAUGGCUCAAGCCAGAGUUGGCAAGAUCGAGCUUUACAGUGCUCAGUAUUACGCUACCUGCACCUUCGGUGGUAUGCUCGCCUGCGGUCUGACCCAUUGGGCGGUCACACCCCUCGAUCUCGUCAAAUGCCGUCGCCAAGUCGACUCCAAACUCUACAAGGGCAACUUCGACGGCUGGUCCAAGAUCAUCCGCUCCGACGGCGCCCGCGGCCUCUUGACCGGCGGUUGGGCCACCUUCUACGGCUACUCCGUGCAAGGUGCUCUCAAGUAUGGCGGCUACGAGUUCUUCAAGAAGUUCUACUCCGACAUGGCGGGCGAGGAGAACGCCAAGAAGUACAAGACCUGGAUCUACCUUGCCGGUUCCGCCAGCGCCGAAUUCUUCGCCGACAUUGGCCUGUGUCCGUUUGAAGCGAUCAAGGUCCGCACGCAAACUACUAUUCCGCCAUUCGCCAAGGGUCCCAUCGAUGGAUACAACAAGAUUGUCGCUGCCGAAGGCUUCGGAGGUCUCUACAAGGGUCUGUACCCGCUCUGGGGUCGUCAGAUCCCUUACACCAUGAUGAAGUUCGCCUCCUUCGAAACCAUCGUCGAAAUGAUCUACCACCGCCUCCCAGGCACCAAAGCCGACUACUCGAAAGCUGCACAAACCGGGGUUGCCUUCAGCGGUGGUUACCUCGCCGGUAUCCUCUGCGCCAUCGUCUCUCACCCGGCCGACGUCAUGGUCAGCAAGCUUAACGCCAACCGUCUUCCCGGUGAGAGCUUCGGCGGCGCCGUGGGACGCAUCUACAAGGACAUUGGGUUCGGUGGUCUCUGGGCUGGUCUACCAGUGAGAAUCGUCAUGAUCGGUACGCUGACGGGUCUGCAAUGGAUGAUCUAUGAUUCGUUUAAGAUCUUCAUGGGUCUGCCUACGACUGGUGGCGCGGCGCCGCCGCAGCAGGGUGCCAUUAAGGCUGGACCGGAGUCGUUGGUGAAGUAGAUAGGGCGAGAGUGAGCGAGAGGAGGCGAUGUGGAGGCAAGGGUGAGAACUACGCGAGAUGAGGACUUCUGGCUAGAGCUAUGCUUCACAGGGGACGUGGUAGAGAAGUUGUAACGAUCUUUGUACGCUUUGUGAUGAAUCAAAAGAGAUGCAGA
This is a messenger RNA of Baudoinia panamericana UAMH 10762, 1572 nucleotides long. RefSeq lists its product as uncharacterized. The record is from RefSeq and is a predicted model, not a curated record. Bases 236 to 1417 code for a protein of 393 amino acids. The transcript has 3 exons. Gene Ontology annotation, cellular component: mitochondrial inner membrane. Gene Ontology annotation, biological process: mitochondrial phosphate ion transmembrane transport. Gene Ontology annotation, molecular function: phosphate transmembrane transporter activity. NCBI's taxonomy places the organism in Eukaryota, Fungi, Ascomycota, Dothideomycetes, Mycosphaerellales, Teratosphaeriaceae.